UCCCUGACGGCCCCUCGGACCUGCGCGCUGUCAACGUCGCCGACACCUCGGCCCUGCUGCGCUGGCGCCCGCCCCAGGCCCCCGUCCAGAGCUACGAACUGAGCUACGGGCCCCCCCAGGGCCCCUCGGUGACGCUGCGGCUCCCCGGGGACCGGGCCGAACACCCCCUGUCCGGGCUGCGGCUCGACACCGAGUAUCUGGUCAGCGUCCACGGGGUGACGAGGGGCAACCGCAGCUCCCCCACCAGCGCCACCUUCACCACCGGGCUCGACGCCCCCCGGGACCUGCGAGCCACCGAGGUGACCCCCCGCAGCGCCCGGCUCUCCUGGACUCCCCCCCGCGUGCCCCCUGCCGGCUACCUGCUCAGCUACGAGACGCCUGCCGGCCAAACGCAG
This is a messenger RNA of Terrapene triunguis (Three-toed box turtle), 395 nucleotides long. RefSeq names its product tenascin-X-like. The transcript has 3 exons. The record is from RefSeq and is a predicted model, not a curated record. Lineage: Eukaryota; Metazoa; Chordata; Testudines; Emydidae. The annotation marks the transcript as partial. Gene Ontology annotation, molecular function: protein binding.